AUGGAGCCUUCUGAGAAACCUAGUCAGAUUAACAAAGAUAACUUUUUAGCAGUUCCUACUCUAUCUGAGUCUCUUUCUGAAGAUGAAGAAGCUAAAGCACCUUUAAAACCUGGUUUUUCUCCUCAACCAAGUAGACGAGGUUCAGAUUCUUCUGAAGACAUGUACCUGGACACCCCUUCUUCAGGUAUGAGAAGAGUUUCGUUUGCUGAUACAUUUGGAUUAAAUCUUGUGUCUGUUAAAGAAUUUGAUUGUUGGGAUUUACCGAGUGCUUCAACCAAUUUUGACUUAAAGAAGGCCAUUUUCCACACAGAAGAUUAUGUUUUGUGUCCACUAUUUGACUUGCCUUCUUCUAAAGACGAUCUUAUGCAACGACUUCAAGUACAGAAAGCAGUACUGGAAUCAACUGAAUAUCCACCUAAGUCUACAAGUAUGAAGGGGAUUAUUCGAGUGUUGAAUGUUUCUUUUGAGAAGCUAGUAUAUGUAAGAAUGUCCUUAGAUGACUGGCAGUCAUACUAUGACAUCUUAGCAGAAUAUGUCCCUAAUUCAUGUGAUGGUGAAACUGACCAGUUCUCCUUUAAGAUUACGUUGGUUCCUCCUUAUCAAAAAGAUGGCAGUAGAGUUGAGUUUUGCAUACGUUAUGAAACUUCUAUUGGUACAUUUUGGUCAAAUAAUAAUGGCGUGAAUUAUGCAUUGGUUUGUCAAAAGAAGGAACAAGAACCGGAACCUGUAAAACCACAGGAAGAAGUACCUAGUAAACAAAUAAAAGGCUGCUUAAAGGUAAAACCAAGUAAAGAAGAAACAUCAGUAACAUCAAAAGGGAAUAACUUGGAGAAUUCAAAAGUUACAGAUACCUAUAUCCCGACAAUUGUUUGUUCUCCUGAGGACAAGGACGACCUGGAAAUCAGUAAUCAAAAUGUAAAAGAUGUAAACAGGGAACAGGAUGAACAUAAUGAAAAAGAAUUACAUUUGAUGAUAAAUGAACACUUAAUACGAACUCGAAGCACUCCUUCCAGAGAUGAAAAGAAUACAUUUUCAACAGAUCCAGUCAAUUUUCCAAAUAAAGCAGAGGGGUUAGAGAAGACGCAAAUCCACAAUGAAAUAGGCACUGACUUGUUCAAAAGGCCUUUGUCUCCAAGUUCAUCAGCAGAACUCUCUUUAAAGGGAGAUUUUCACCACAAUGAAAAAUAUUCCUUAGGAAAUUAUUGUAGUUAUCAACCUUCAGAGGGAAUUACUUCAGGUAUGGGAGAAAUCAAGCCAUUUUUGGAAGAUGCUAGUAAUGAUGAAUUAGUGCAGUUAGGUAUCGACAGCAAAGAACUGGAUGAUAAUGCUAAUCCAGCUCAAGAAAAGAACAGAGUACAGGUAUUUUUUCCCAUCUCAGAGCAACUAAUGCCAGGUAGCCUUAUGAAAAAACAUAAAGGAGAAGCUAAGAAAAUGGAAACAAAAGACUGGGAAUAUUUAAAGAGAGAAUGCCAUUCAGAUGAGUCUGCAUACUUGGAAGGAUCAAUAGGAAAAGGGACUGCCAAGAAAGAUUAUUGCAGUGUUGAAGAUGAGGAACAGGAAAGUAUACACUUUAGCCUUCAUGAAAAAGGACAAAACAAUUUAAAACCCAUCUAUCAUGACCAAGAAAGGAAGAUAGGCUACUCUGAAGAAAGUAUGGAAGCCAUAGGAGCUAAUAGCAGAGACCUAACGGCCGAGUCAAGUAAGACCCCAGCUCCCAGCCAGGCACCAAGAGCAGAUAGGGCUCAUUCACCAAGGACAUAUUUAAGUUGGGAUAAAGUUGUGAUAACAACCUCAGAGCAUGAUUUCACAACCAGUGAAGGCACCACUUUAGGAGGGAUGACUGGACAGAUUUGUUCACCAAGAAAUGGAAAUACUUUGAGGAAUGAUUAUCCUUUCCAAGCUGAGGAAGAAACAUCGGAUUGGAUUAAUCCUGAAGAUCAGAAUAAGAAUACACAGCAUAAAUAUAAUUGGAAUGUUCUGGAAAGUCAGGGAAAAGCAAAAGAGAGUAAGGCAAAUAUAGCAGAGCAGACCAAAGAACAAGCAUAUUGUGAAGACAUGUGGGAAAAAAGAGAUAACACAAGGAGUUUGAAAGGUACUCCUGCAGAAGGAUUGUUUACCUGCCAAGAAACAGUGAGCCGUGAACUGUCUUCUCUAGCUGAUCAUGGUAUUACCGAGAAAGCAGAAGCAGGUACAGCUUAUAUAAUUAAGACAACAUCAGAAAAUAUUCUAGAAAGCAUGUCUGCUAGAGAAAAAGCAAUAAUUGCUAAGCUACCUCAAGAGACAGCACGAAGUGACAAGCCCAUCGAGGAAAAGGAAACAGUGUUUGAUCCGCAUGAAGGGAGGAAUGAUGAUUCACAUUAUACCCUUUGUCAACGGGAUGCAGUAGGUUUAAUCUAUGACAAUGAUUUUGAAAAGGAAUCACAUUUAGGUAUUUGUAAUGUACGUGUAGAUGAAACGAAGAAGGAAGAAACCAUGUCUACAUCCAAUCCUGGGAAGACACAUGACAGGGAGAAAAGUGGCAUUGGAAAUCUAACAUGUGUAGAAGAAUCCUUACAGGUCCUUACAGGGAAACAUAAAACAGCUUCAAAACGGGAUUUACAUUUGGAAAUGUUGCCAAAAGACAAAAAAAUAUUUCCAAAAAAUAGAGAUUAUGGGCAUGUCCCAGAAUUAUCAAUGAAAACAGACUUCAAUGUCUUUCCUCCAUCUGCUUUUAACUCAGACACUAACAGGGCUUCUCAGAUUGGUUCUCAUUUGUCCAAUCACCAUACUAAAACUUCAGUGUCAUUUUUUGAACAAGCAACUGCCAACGAGGGUAUAAAAAUUUCUACCAUGACUACCAUUUCUACUAAAUCAGAGUAUAAAUGUAAUCCAGCGCAUGAAAUCCAGGAUACUGAGAAACACCCUCAUCCUGGGUCUAUACCUGAAGAAGUUUCCACAAAUUUGGGAAUAGUGGCAUCCAGUAGUAGUAGAGAAAGAUGUAUAGACCAGAUUUCUCAACAAGAAGAACACAAUGUGGAAAACUCUCUAGGGCCAAUGAUUUUAGUCAGUGAACCCUUUGAGAACAAGGAAGAGGCAAGAUAUGGAAAUGAAGGUUUACUAAACUCUGGACAAUUGUUAUGCUCUUCAGCUGACAAGGAAUGUGAAAACUCUGCCUCAACUACUUCUCUGGCCCAAGAAAGGAAAGUUCAAGGCAGUCAUUCUCUGCUUUCCAAAUAUACCAACUCAAAAAUACCUUAUUUCCUUUUGUUUCUGGUAUUUCUUGUUACCAUCUACCACUAUGACUUAAUGAUUGGCUUAGCAUUCUACCUUUUUUCACUGUACUGGCUAUCCUGGAAAGCAGAAAGACAAAAGGAAUCUGUCAAAAAGAAGUAA
Messenger RNA from Chrysochloris asiatica (Cape golden mole), 3372 nucleotides. It is a transcript of the gene PPP1R3A, whose product is annotated as protein phosphatase 1, regulatory subunit 3A. Gene Ontology annotation, biological process: regulation of glycogen biosynthetic process. The record is from RefSeq and is a predicted model, not a curated record. The coding region runs from base 1 to 3372 and encodes 1123 amino acids. Gene Ontology annotation, cellular component: protein phosphatase type 1 complex. The transcript has 4 exons. Lineage: Eukaryota; Metazoa; Chordata; Mammalia; Afrosoricida; Chrysochloridae. Gene Ontology annotation, molecular function: protein phosphatase 1 binding; glycogen binding.